CCUGGGCGGGCGGGUAGGCUGGAGGGAGGUAACGUUUCCCAGUCUCUCCGUCGCUGGAGCGGGGAGGAGGCACCGGCGAGGUCGGAGGCAGCAUGGCGGGAGUUCCAGGCGAGCGCGGGCCGGGCCCCGCGGCGGGGGAGCAGCUGCAGCAGCAAAACGCCUCGUGCCAGGUCUUCCGCGAGCGGUCGGCCACGGGGAAGCCCCAGCAAGGGUUCUUCUCCAGCUUCUUCACCAAGAACCAGAAGUGCCAGCUCAUGCUGCUGACGACACUGGCGACAAAUCCUUAUGUCAAACUUCUACUUGAUGCUAUGAAGCACUCUGGUUGUGCCGUUAAGAAAGAAAGACACUUUUCUUGUGAAGAUUGUAAUGGAAAUGUCAGUGGAGGCUUUGAUGCUUCAUCAUCUCAGAUCGUUUUGUGCCAAAAUAAUAUCGGUAAUCAGGCCCAUAUGAGCAGAGUGGUCACCCACGAGCUCAUUCAUGCUUUUGAUCACUGUCGUGCUCACGUUGACUGGUUCACCAAUGUUAGACAUUUGGCCUGCUCAGAGAUUCGAGCUGCUAACCUCAGUGGAGACUGCUCACUUGUAAAUGAAAUGUUCAGGUUACAUUUUGGAUUAAAACAACACCAUCAGGUUUGUGUGCGAGACCGAGCCAUUCUUUCUAUCUUGGCUAUUAGGAAUAUCAACAAAGAAGAAGCUCAAAAGGCUGUUGAUGAAGUUUUUGAAUCUUGUUUCGAUGACCUUGAACCCUUUGGAAGGAUCCCGCAUAACAAGACUUAUGCAAGAUAUGCUCAUAGAGACUUUCAAAAUCGUGAUCGAUACUAUUCAAAUAUAUGAAGGACAAUGAUAUUUUAUAUUAUAGAACUUCAGUGAUCAUGAAGAAAUUAUGGUUUUUAAAUGGACAAACGUAUAAAAUAUAAAUGAUCAAUUAAAUGCAGAUAACACAAAGAAGGUGCUGAUUCUAGCAUAUGAUCAGAAAAAGUAACUGUGGCAAAAAAUGAAACUGCCUUAAACUCCAAGGCAAAAAUUAUUAUCUUUAUAACUAAUUAUAUGGUAAAUAUGGCAAAUAAACUGCAUUUUUGUGUUUUCUACAGUA
Loxodonta africana (African savanna elephant) is the source of this 1092-nucleotide messenger RNA. It is a transcript of the gene ATP23, whose product is annotated as ATP23 metallopeptidase and ATP synthase assembly factor homolog. Gene Ontology annotation, molecular function: metalloendopeptidase activity. Lineage: Eukaryota; Metazoa; Chordata; Mammalia; Proboscidea; Elephantidae. The record is from RefSeq and is a predicted model, not a curated record. Gene Ontology annotation, biological process: mitochondrial protein processing; mitochondrial proton-transporting ATP synthase complex assembly. The transcript is spliced from 6 exons. Bases 93 to 833 code for a protein of 246 amino acids.